Molecule: messenger RNA, 7907 nt
Organism: Belonocnema kinseyi
Lineage: Eukaryota; Metazoa; Arthropoda; Insecta; Hymenoptera; Cynipidae
Gene: Galphao
Product: guanine nucleotide-binding protein G(o) subunit alpha
Exons: 9
Coding region: 747-1811 (354 amino acids)
Biological process (GO): adenylate cyclase-modulating G protein-coupled receptor signaling pathway
Cellular component (GO): heterotrimeric G-protein complex
Molecular function (GO): G protein-coupled receptor binding; GTPase activity; G-protein beta/gamma-subunit complex binding
Source: RefSeq, a predicted model, not a curated record
CGCUGUCAAAAGUCGCCGAGUCGUCUCUAAGCCCGGUCUGUCAUCUGACGUUCGAAAAUUGCUCGAACCCAGUGGGAUCGGCCCUCAGAACUCAAUCAGGGGCUUGUCGAGCGAAAACUUUUACGCGCCACUCGCAUGGCGCUCGGGAAUCCCGCGAGUGAUUUUAGUGAAAGGUGGCAAGUCGUACCCAGAACGUGAUCGCGCCCCCAGGGCAAAAUUAUAUGCCCCACCGACAACUCCUCGGUCAGAGCCGGUUCCUCCCGAUUAUCGAUCAAAUAAACCGAUCAGAUGGGAAUCAGUGACGGGAAGUGAGUCACCAUUCGGGAAUAGAGACACCCUCAAGAGAGAACAGGAAUCAGGGAAUCAUUGUAUGCAUUUGCCUGAAGAAACCGCCGACCACCCUGGCACCUAGCAGACGCCGAUUCGUGCAAGGGGUGCUUUCCAGUAUUUAGACUCGUGAGAGGAUUUCGGUGGUGGGAGGGAAGCAAGGGUGGCGGCGCUUUGGAAGUGUCGCGCGGUGGUACGCGUGGAGGUAGCAAAAAGUCGGUGUCGAGCGUGCGUGCGGGCGCGCUCGCGCGCUCGAGUGUGACUACGUAGGUCGAGUGCGCGGAGGUGGUGGUGUGCGCGCUGCCCGCCGCGCCGGUAGCAGCGUGCUGGUGCUGGUGUUCGUGGUCGUGUUUUGUGGAUCUUCAGGGAUCCUUUAAUAAAAAUCGGGGGUGGCGUUUGUGAAAGCAACCUGUAGCAAGAUGGGCUGUGCCAUGUCUGCGGAAGAGCGGGCCGCUCUGGCCCGCAGUAAACAGAUUGAAAAGAACCUCAAGGAGGAUGGCAUCCAAGCUGCCAAGGACAUCAAACUCCUACUGCUUGGAGCCGGAGAGUCCGGGAAGAGUACAAUCGUGAAACAAAUGAAAAUUAUUCACGAAAGUGGUUUCACGCCAGAAGAUUUUAAACAGUACAGGCCAGUCGUUUAUAGCAACACGAUACAAUCCCUAGUAGCAAUUCUUAGAGCAAUGCCCAAUUUGGGAAUCGGUUUCUCGACCAAUGAAAGAGAGACGGACGCAAAAAUGGUGUUCGAUGUUAUUCAGCGAAUGGAGGACACAGAACCUUUUAGCGAAGAAUUGUUGGCAGCUAUGAAGAGGCUUUGGGCGGACAAUGGUGUACAGGAAUGCUUUGGAAGGAGCAACGAGUAUCAAUUGAACGAUUCCGCAAAAUACUUCCUCGACGAUUUGGAUCGAUUAGGUGCGAGGGAGUACCAACCCACGGAACAAGAUAUACUUAGAACUCGUGUGAAAACGACCGGAAUUGUCGAAGUUCACUUUUCCUUCAAAAACCUUAACUUUAAAUUGUUUGACGUUGGUGGUCAGAGGAGUGAACGUAAAAAGUGGAUACAUUGCUUCGAGGACGUGACAGCGAUUAUUUUCUGUGUUGCGAUGUCCGAAUACGACCAGGUUCUGCACGAGGACGAAACCACGAAUCGAAUGCAAGAAAGUCUGAAGCUGUUCGACUCCAUCUGCAACAACAAAUGGUUCACGGAUACGUCGAUCAUCCUCUUCCUGAACAAAAAGGAUCUCUUCGAAGAGAAAAUUCGCAAAUCUCCUCUCACUAUUUGCUUCCCCGAAUACGCUGGCGCACAAGAGUACGGUGAGGCGGCCGCUUACAUCCAGGCGCAAUUCGAGGCAAAGAACAAGUCGACUACAAAGGAGAUUUACUGCCACAUGACCUGCGCCACCGACACAAAUAACAUUCAAUUCGUGUUCGACGCAGUCACAGACGUGAUUAUCGCGAACAAUUUGCGUGGCUGCGGUCUCUAUUAGGUUAAUUCUACACACUAUAUCAAGCGCGAACAAAAAGAAGACAAAGAAGAAGUCAAAGAAGAUAAAGAAGACGAGGAAGAUAAAGAAGAUGCUGCCGGGCACGGACGAAGUUUCAAAGUUUCUCCGGGUCGGAAGCCUCUUUUAGUUCGACUCUGAUUUAGGAUACAUCACAUUUCACCGCUCGAGGAUGUCAAGAAUGUACCAGCAACGGAAUCAUGCCGGAGGACAGGAGCCUCUGACACGAGGUGAUACUUCUAAACGCUUAAAAAAAACUCAUCACAAAUCUAAGAUCCUUUGAAACUCGGAAUGAUAAUCAGAAUACUGCCUUUGCAUCACAAGAUCACAAUAAAUUCUUCGAAAAGAAGAGAUCAUAAUGAAGCGAAAGAAGAAGCUAAAGGGAGAUGGAUCAGUAAUUCAGUAUGAAAGAUGAAGAAAAAUAAGUGUUCCCCUCACGAACGUUAGGCCGAGCUCAUUCUAUUGCACGCCUUUACGGUGGACCGACAUUUGCAUUUUUUUAAAAGACAGUUCGCAGACCAACCUUCGUGAGAGGCUUAGAAAAUAUUCGGUCCAUUCCGAGACAAAGAGUGGGAAUUUCGAUAGGGUUCGCCAUCGGCAGCGCAAAGUCGAAACUCUGCAAUUUCAUGACGUACCUAAUGGAUACGCACUUUUACUUAUACGAGCACAAAAGAAAAAUGGCACAAUUUUAAGCAGUAUGAACAAUUAAAAAGUUGUGGCGCGGGGAAAGGGAUUUUCAUUUUUUUCGGUGACUUCUAUCUUCAAUUCAAACUUUCGAAUUUGAAGUUCUCGACAUUUGCUCCUCUGCAAAGUCGAUCUCCAAAUAUAAAAGUUUUUCCCAUUUCCACGAAAUUUUCGUUAUUCACGCACACAAGACAAAAGUAAACGCACCCACACGCAGACUCACAAGCGAUUUCCGAUCGUCGGACAUUCCCCUGAGAUCCUAUUUUUCUAUCUUAUUUUUCUCAUUUAAGAAUGUCUCGUAAAUACCGUCGCAUUCGAAGCAUAAAAGAGGGAAGAAGACUUGGUGACAGGUACGAAAAACGAGACUUGAGUGAAUGAGUGUAUGAAUGAGGGAGGAAAAAAAGAGAUAGGAGAAUGUAAAGCUCAUAUGGGACCUCACAAUAGUCGUGUAUAAUGUAACACUCGAAAAGAUAACAUAAAUUAUGGGGUUUAUCGAUUUUUAUUUCAUUAGCCGUCGACUUCAUCAAUACCUCUAUGUUAAAAGAACCUCCUUGAAUUUCUUUGAGUUCUUUGAAUUCUUUGUAGACUCUCAAAUUCUUUUAAAUUCCUUGAAAUAUUCUGCGUGUCCUGAAUUCCUUCAAUUAUUUUUAAGUUCCAGGACUUGAAAAUAACGUAAAAAAUAUUUUGAACGUUGAAGAAGAAUUUAAAUUUUAAUUGAUUCUGAAUUUAAUUUCUUAAUUUUUAACUUCAGAGUAGUCAGAAAAUUCGGGGAUUUCCGGUAAUUUGACCAGUGUAGAGAAUUAAUAUCAUUCAUGGAAUUCGGAGAAUACAAAGGAAUUCCAGUGAAUUAAAAAUAAUUCUUCUAUUAACAUGGAGGUAUCGUUACUUUUGAUUUUGGAAAAUCAAUGCCAAACUUUCGAAAUUAAACUGAUUCGCGAGCCUUCAGUAACCAAGAAAUAAAAAUCCCGAAUGGCAGGAUUAAUUACAAAAAAAGGGUGUCAAAUGCCGCGAGUUGUUUAGCGGACAAAAUAAGUAAAUAUUUAUAUAUAAAGCGUUACAAAAAUGCAAAGAAAUAAACCAAAUAUUGCAUGCCAGUGCGCAUCAAGUAAUUAUUAGUUAAGUGCGUAUGCGCGACACUCGAUCCCUCGUGGAAUCGGAAAUUGAAAUUGAAAUAUAAUCAAUUUUAAUUUUUGAUCCCAGAAUCGACUCUGAUGUCGACGCCCUUCAAUUCUAGUCGACGUGAGAAGCGCUUUUGCAAAAGAGUAAGAAAGGUUAUAAUUAUUUAUUUCUAACUGCAAUGUCGGCAAAGUAGGAAUUUAUAAUUAGAACUCGACUCACUCAUUUGCCCGCUUUCAAGUUUCAACCAGACUGGGUAAAAUGUAUAAAUUUAUCUAGAUAGUGGCAACUCGAUGAAUGAGAAUUUGAAUUUGCUUUCUUGAUUUCUUUGUUUGUCAGUUGGAAAUUUUCAAUUCUCAAUUUGAAUUCGAAAUAAUUCGAAAUGAAGAAAGCAAUUUCGAAAUACUCCUCGCGAAUCUGUUGAAAGAUAUCAGAACGCUGAAAAUAUAACUUGUUUUAAACUCGGAUAGAAGAGAAAAGUGAGAAUGUGACCGAGUGAAUGAAAUCGAGUGACUGUUUGAAGCGAGAGUACAUUUCUAAGUCUACGGUUUACUGCGUUAUUACUUAUAAAUAUAAUUAACAUUAAAUUUAAAUUAAAUUAAGAAGCUAAGUAAUGUUUCUGUGUAUACUUGGCGAAAUAAUCCAGUGAAUUUAGGGAAAGACAGUUAAGGCGAAUUUGAGGAAUAACCAUGCUAAAGUGUGAUUUUGUACGUACUAUUAAAACAAAAGAGUCGUAAGUCCUGCGCUCCUCUAGAGAUGGCACAUUUUCUACUGCGAAUAUAUUCGCAUGCCCUCGGACCCAAUUUUUGCACUCGGCACUAACCCCUUCGCGUAAAUACGUCGCCUUUAGUUCUUAAUUUUUAAAUUUUAAUACAAAUACAAAUGAUUCAUCUAGUCGAAUCCCUAGCACAAGUUUGUUUGACUUACGUCCCUUUUGUGAUCUGUGAGGUGUGACUUUUUAUAGUCACGUUUGUACGUCGAUUUCCUUGCUUUCGAUAUCGGUGUCACCGUCGUGAAUCUUAUUUGUAGUUUUUAAAAUUUCCAAUUGCGAGUUCUCUCGAAAAUCAGACUUGCAAAUUAUUUUAUUGGGCAUAGUAAUGAAAGGAUCGAAUCAUUUGAGCCGAGGGGAAAAAGUCGUAUUUGACGUCCCAAAAAAGUUGAAAAUAAAAAAAAAAAAACCUUCUGUUCUCUUUUUUCAUUUGAAAGUUCCUAAAAAAAUUCUUAUUUGUUCAAAAAUUACGGAAAUUGGUGGGUAGGUACAGUCUUUGCUUGUGCAAAGUAAUAAAAAAAUAGAAAUUCAGAAAAAAAAUGAUUUGCCUACUUUAUAUGCAUAUUUAUUUAUUUAUAUACAUAUACACACACACACAUAUUUUUUUUAAUGUGUAAGAAGCGUGGUUUUUAAACACUUUUUGGGAAAAGGUGAAAAAGGUGAACCUGAAAUUUCUGCAGCUUAAAUUGAAGAAACAUGUUAUUUUUUUGCUUUCAUUGAAAACAAUUUUUUUCGAACUUUUCCAAAGCACAAAAAAUUACAAAUUUUUGAAACGAAAAAAAAUGUUUUUACACAGAAGCAAAAUGAAAACAUAUUUCUGUGGUUUGAGCUGAAGAAACAUCAGGUUAGACAUGGUUAUUAGAGUCAAUCAAUUGGGGAAACCGAAAAUAACAGUGAAAAAACUGGAAAAACUUAUUCAAUCACUUUCAAUUUCACUUGAUAUAUGAAUUAAUAAUAUGAAAUUGAACGACUUCAAAUCUUUGAAAUCGAGAGUUUGUUUCUAAAAAUAGCCAAACUUCAAAGAUUUUGAAUUACAAAGCAUUGAAAUAUUUCGAAAAGUCAGAGUUUCAAAUUGAUCAGUUGAAUUAGGAAGCCCUUGAACUUGAGAGAAAUUCAAUUUUUCAAUUUCCAAGUGCUCGAAUUGUAGAGCAUUGAACUUUAAAAUAUAAAUUUGUAAGUUUAAAAAUUUUAACAUGGAAGAUUUUUGAGUCAAAAAUUUUAUCCUUUAAUAGGAACGUUCAGAAUUUGAAAAUGUGCAAUUUUGGUCCAUACUUUUUUUUAUAAUAAAAUAUACAAAAUUGUUUGUUUUCAUAUUUAAGUUUCUCGUAAUUGAAUACUUUUGAAUUUAAUCUUUCAAACUUAUACGAUUCUAUUGCAAAUUUAAAGAAACAAUUUCAGAUGGUAAACGUUAAAAUGAGAAAAUUUUUGAUUGGAAAAUUCAAUAUCUCUAAGUUCAAGUCGAAAUUUAAGUUACCAAUACUGAACGUUUGUGUUUGAAAUAGUUAGAAUUUCAAAAUUCAGAUAACGGGAAAAUUGUCGUCCUUGACAAGUUAUGGGCCCAGCCUCCAAGAAGUAAUUUUCAAGUCCUGAGAGCGACGUAUUUAAGUCUGUUAAUUGUACUAAUUUUAUUGUAUUACUACCGUUAGUAUUAUAUUACCAAGGAUUUUCGAAAAACGAUUCAUUCCUUUUUCCGAGUGACCCUUUCUUGCAAUUUUUGAAGAGCCUUUGAAAACAGGAUUUUGAGGAUAGAAAUGAAUCGUUUUUAUCUAGGAUCCGAUAUUCUUAUUCCGGUUGCCAUAUUGUUGUAAAAUUAUAACUUAAUGCAAAGAAUCACUCGUAGAAUUAUCACUAAAGGGUGAAAAAGUUAAGGUAUAAGUAAAAAAAUCGCUACACCUAAGUCGUACCUAAGUACCUAUAUCGUGUCUCUAGUCACAUAGUCGAGGAAAAAAAAGGGAGCGUUACGCAUUUAUGAAACGCACGUUUUUACAAUUACCAUUGCAAUUACAAUUACAUCUACAACCCUACCGUUGCAGGGACCGUUCGCGCUUAUCUUUUAAGUUAAACGUGGUGGCAACGAGACAACGCUGCUUAAAUGCAUUUUCGAUAAAAAAAAUGAACAACGCAUCUACGCCAGAAUCGAGAUCCAUUAGUUUGUAUUCACGAUUACCGAGAUGACUUUUCACAUCCAUUUCUACGAGUGACUGUUUCGAGUGAUUCCAAAUUCAAACUUCUCCUGAAUUUUACACUCCCAAAUUUUAAACGGCAUAUUUUUUUGAAAGGUUUUUAAUCCAGGGUGUUCCAAAUUUGAAUACUUUAAAAAUUAAGAACCCUUAAAAUCAAGGACUUUCAAUUGUGAAUCUUUUUUCUUCAAACACCUUGAACUUGUUGAUCUUACAAAUUAAGAAUUUUUAAAUUUGGAGCCUGAGAACUGAAGGCUCGUAAAAUUCGGAGAUUUCCAUCUAUUUUAAAAUGCGUGUCUUUGAAACUAUGUUUCAAAAUAUAAGGCGCAUUUUUCAUCGAAGUUUCCAAAAUUUCAAGAUUCAAUUGAAUAUUUCAAGUCUUGAAUUCGAAACAUCUCCAGAUUUUUUUAAUUACUUGAGGCUUCAAAAUUGAAAUUCUUUAAAUCUGAUAAAGUCUUUGGUGAUCAGAUUUUUUUCUUAAUUUUUAAAUAAAUUUAAGACAAGUUUGGAUUUUUGCCGAGGAAUAUUGAAGUCCAAAGAAUCUUCGUGACGAAUCUUCGACUUGUUAUAGUCGAGCUGACUUUUACAAUUUAGGAAAAUCGUUUAUCGGAGGGCAGCCUCGCUUCCUCGAGCGUGCUAGCGAAAAUAGAAGAAAAAGCGAUAAGACCUGCUGGUGGGCAGCUUUUAAAAAUGCGCUUAAAAAUAGAAAUAACGAGUCGGUGUUGUUUUUUGGAGGAAAAAAAAUCACGGUGGCUCAAGAAAUGGUUUAAAUCUCGAUUUUCAUCGAAAACUUUAAAGUCUUAAGUGUGUUAUAUUAUUCCAUUUCGAGAUACCGCCUCCAAAGAUAAUAAACAACAAUAAAAAAGGGAAAGAUAUGAAAAAUAAUUGAAGUGAAGUGAAGAAUAUAAAGGAAAUAAGAAAGGCGACCAAAGUGUUUGUGAAGAAGGAAAGAAGUCCUACCGAACAAUAUUUGCUACACACUGCAUUAUAAUGUACUUUCUAUCAUUAUGUCAAAAUUCACGAACAAGUAAACAUGAGAAAAUUAAUUAUAGCGUUAUAUCGUAAUAUAUAAUGAUUAAUGGUAAUGUAAUAAUUAUAAUAUUGAUAACGGUAAAGAAAAAAAUAAAUAAAAACGUUCAAUUGAUGACUAAUAAUCAAGAGCGCACGUAUUUCAUUUUUGUGAAAGAGUGUUGUAUAAGAUUUCAGGAGAGAUGAGAACGCGAGUGGGACAUAAAAAGUACUACCACCAAGAGAAAUCUCAUUAUAUAAAAUUAUUAUGUAAUAAUUGUCCAUACAUCUUAAAAUGUCGAAAUAAACCUAACACUAAAACGA